Molecule: messenger RNA, 1641 nt
Organism: Sorghum bicolor (sorghum)
Lineage: Eukaryota; Viridiplantae; Streptophyta; Magnoliopsida; Poales; Poaceae
Product: cinnamoyl-CoA reductase 2
Exons: 6
Coding region: 63-1166 (367 amino acids)
Molecular function (GO): oxidoreductase activity, acting on the CH-OH group of donors, NAD or NADP as acceptor
Source: RefSeq, a predicted model, not a curated record
GCAAUCUUGGAUCAUACGGAACGCGUGUGAUCGACGCUGUAAGCAGAGCAAUCCGGUCUUCGAUGGUGCGUAGUAGAAUUUUCUUCCAGUGCCACCGCCCGCCACGCCAAGACUGCUCGUCCGCUCUAAACUGUGGUCCGUCGUGGAGUUCACUUCUUCAGCGGCAGCGUGACAACGAGAGCAAUCAGAAGCCGAAAGAAACAAUGGAGGCGGCGGGGAAGAGCGUGUGCGUGACCGGCGCCGGCGGCUUCAUCGCGUCGUGGCUGGUGAAGCUCCUCCUCUCCCGGGGCCAGUACGCCGUCCGUGGCACCGUGCGCGACCCUGGUGCUAGCAAGAAUGCUCAUCUCAAGGCGCUGGAAGGAGCUGGGGAAAGGUUGCAGCUUCUUAAGGCUGAUUUGUUGGACUACAACAGUGUUGCAUCAGCAAUUGCUGGCUGUGAGGGUGUCUUCCAUGUAGCUAGCCCUGUCCCUUCCGGUCGGUCCUCCAACCCUGAGGUGGAGGUCAUAGGUCCUGCUUUAACAGGUACAACCAAUGUGUUAAAGGCUUGCUAUGAGGCAAAAGUUAGGCGAGUCGUGGUGGUGUCUUCAUGUGCAGCUGUGUUUGCUAAUCCUAACUGGCCAAAGGGUAAGGUCUUUGAUGAAGACUGCUGGUCAGAUGAGGAUUACUGCAGGAAGAAUGAGGAUUGGUAUUUCCUUUCCAAAACACUGGCGGAACGUGGGGCUUUUGCUUAUGCAGCAAAAACAGGGUUGGACGUUGUAACUAUUUGUCCGUCAUAUGUAUUUGGACCCUUGAUGCAGCCUAUAGUAAAUUCGAGCAGUAAAGUCAUCCUUAAUUAUUUCAAAGGAAAUCUCGAGACUGUUGAAAAUAGACUCAGAAAUAUGGUGGAUGUUCGUGAUGUUGCUGAUGCUCUUCUUCUAGCUUACGAAAACUCAGAAGCGUCUGGACGAUACAUCAGCAGUUCACAUCCAAUAAAAGUUUCUGAUAUGAUAAACAUAUUGAAGACCUUAUAUCCAACUUACCAUUAUCCCAAAAAUUUUGUGGAAGUGGAUGACUACUCUGUAUUCAGUUCUAAGAAAUUGCAGAAGCUAGGCUGGACCUUCAGGCCUAUAGAGGAAAUCCUCCGUGACACUGUUGAAUCCUACAAAGCAUUUGGCAUCCUAAAUUGAGUAUCCAACUGGGGCUGUUCCAUCUCGUUGCCACCUCCGAACUCUAAUAAUAUGGACAGUGAAACAACAGUUCCACAGCUGCAAUUCUAUCUGGUUCAAUAACGACAACGGGACAGAGCAAAACUAGUAUUAUAUAUCUGGGUUCCGGACUACUCUCUCGGUCCCAUAAUGCUUGACCUUUUUAGACUUCUGCACUUAUCCUGAAUUAGUUGUCAUUCUCACUUUCUAAUAUAGUUUUUUUCAAUACAAAUCCAUCUCUAUUUUUCUCAUUCUGAUUUUCGUGUACUGCACUUUCUUGGCUUCUCCUUAGUUCUCGUUUCUAGAGCUAAAAGGUCAUCUAUUAUGGAACGGAGGGGAGUAAAUAAGUAGGUUUGGUGUUGAUUUUAGCACUUCACUUGUCAAUAUUCUGAUGUUUUUUGAAUUGAGCUUUUGGAAGGUGCAAUUAUAUGAUUAACUGAUGAAGAUCGAUACCUAA